Saccostrea cuccullata (small rock oyster) is the source of this 7503-nucleotide messenger RNA. Its product is annotated as zinc finger E-box-binding homeobox 2-like. Gene Ontology annotation, molecular function: DNA binding. NCBI's taxonomy places the organism in Eukaryota, Metazoa, Mollusca, Bivalvia, Ostreida, Ostreidae. The record is from RefSeq and is a predicted model, not a curated record. The coding region runs from base 182 to 3289 and encodes 1035 amino acids. The transcript is spliced from 7 exons.
UAGUAGCGUAAAGACAAGGUGAAUUAAAAGAAGGUGGACCCUCAAUAUUAAUUUAUCUCACCUGGUGCCAGCCAGGGAAUCAGAUGGGUUGGGUCAGGGAAGUCUGUAUCAGGCUCUUGUAAGCUUUAGAUUGUGUUGAUAGAGAAGAGAGGUGACCCUGUGUAUACCUGAUGUAGGAAACAUGCUGAGGGAUUUUUAUAAUAUUAUAAUGGGCUUUGUUGAAGAUGAAGUGAGUGAUAUCAAAAGAAAAGAAACAGCAUCCACAACUAUUGGUAGAAACCAUGACCACACUGGUAGCCAUGACAACAGUCUCCAUGACAAAGUGGACCUGCCAAACAAAGAAGAAAACUCUACAGCUGAUUCUCAGAUAAAGCCUAUUUUGUCAGAUGACAAAGAACCUGGAUCCACCACACAGAAUCCGUCUUUGAACAAAGAGAAUUCAGAGAAAAGGGAGGAGGUGACGUCAGUUGUGUUGCCAUGUAAACAGCCGUCCUGUGUGACCAAUAGUAGUGCUGAGGAGGACAAGAUUCAGGAGUACCUGAACCGCAGUGACACUGCAGUCAUCUACCCCGAGCCUGUCGGUGAUCACGAGGCCCAGGAGGCCGAGGCCAAUGUCCCAGAGACUGAGGAGGAAGAUGAGGAGAGUCGUGACAAUGAUGCUAUGUUGGAGGAGGACAUUGUUCUGAAGUGUAUGUACUGCAGUCAGUCCUACUCCAGGAUCCCAGUCCUCAGGGAGCACAUGAGGUCCGCCCACCCAGACAAGCCCGUCAGGUUCCAGUGUCCAAAGUGUGAGGAAUCCUUCAACCAGAAGUCCCACCUAGACAAGCAUCUGGCCCUCCACUCCCCGACCUCCCAGUCCUGUAAAGUCUGCAACAAGACCUUCGCCAACGUCUACCGGCUACAGCGACACAUGAUCAGCCAUGACGAGAGCACGGACCUCCGCAAGUUCAAGUGUCCAGAGUGUGGCAAGGCAUUCAAGUUCAAGCAUCACCUGAAGGAGCACAUCCGUAUACACAGUGGUGAGAAGCCGUUCGAGUGCCCAAACUGCCACAAGCGAUUCAGCCAUUCCGGAUCCUACAGUAGUCACAUGACCUCCAAGAAAUGCUGGGUAGCAGGACCAAAAGCGCACACCACCGAGAGGGUCAACCACAGUGAACCUACCGUCACCUAUUCCAAGCCGCUCAUCUCCAAGGGAGCCUUCACUCCGCCUGUCCACAUGCUGACCAAUAUGGCUCAAGGACCAUUUCCCAGAGUUCCGUACCUACAUUUCGAUCCAAAAGGAAGCAUGCCAUUCUUCACUCCUCCACCAGCCUUUGUACCAUACACGUAUUCCAUGAUUCGUCACAGCUCACCCAUCAAUCCAAUCAUCUCUCUCCAAGCCAAGGCAGAGGCCAUGUCUCGUCACAGCACAAGUCCAUCUCCCGUCAACUCAGCUCAGAUCUCUCCAGAUGUUAAUUCCAACACUCAGCUUCUUUCCAUGCACAAGUUCAAGGAUACCACAGCUGUCAAGAAAGAGCCAGAUUCCAAAGAAGAGCCUUCCGCUGAUUCCAAACGUGAACCCAAAGAUGAACCAAUGGAGGAAGAUAACUCGACUGAGGGAGCAGAGAAGAAAGUAACACCAGAAUCAGACGUCACCUCAGAUGUGAAGAUGGAAGAGAAAGAAGACGCUGAGAAAGAGAAGAUUCCCUGUCACUUCUGCAGUGAAGUCUUCAACAGUGCAGUUGAUCAGCACCAACAUGAGAGGUACCUAUGCAAGGCCAACAAGGAACUCCUACAGAGGGCAUCCUAUAGUGAUAGUUCCAGGAAUUCUCCAUGUAGCUCCAUCUCAGACAGCAGUCACCAGGAAACACCCAGCGGCAGCUUUAGUGCUCCAGAUACUGACCACGAGGAUGACUGCGACUCCAAGAAGUUCAGGAUGAGGACCCACAUCACAGAGGAACAGCUGGCAGUCCUGAAGGCCCACUACAAAGAGAAUCCAAGACCAAGGAAGUUUGAACUCAUCCGCAUCGGGAAGGAGAUCGGAAAGGAGAAGAGGGUUGUGCAAGUUUGGUUCCAAAACAUGCGAGCAAGAGAUAGACGACAAGGGAAGAAUGUGCCAUAUGUUCCCUCCAUGGCCCGCUUUAAGCACCUUGACGGCUCUAUGUGGAAGAAUCCAACAUCUACUCAGUCCAGCUACAUCCCUGUGGUUCCCAACACAACACGAGCUCACGGUAAAAAGCUAGACCUUCCCUCCACCAGCAAGUCCGGAGAACAGCCACUAGAUCUCAGUGUCCGCAGCAGAACACCCACUCCCGCUCAUGCUAGCAGUCCCAGCUCCUCCAACAGCUCCUCAAGUGUUCCUCACAAGUUCCCAUCCACCAACUUCAGCGGGAAGCCAGACAGCCCAACAGAGAAGAAAGAAGGCCGGCUCCAGAGUAGUGCUAUCUACAAGUAUCUGCAGCAGGAGGGAAUGAUUCCUCGACACUUCUUUGGAGGUUACCUACCACAUCCACCCACUUCGAUGUUCCAGCCUUUCCUACAGGCGCACAUGCUGGCCAACCAAGAAGCUGCCAUGAAUCAUCACUUCGAGCAUCGUUCCAAAUCUGCUGAACCAAUUCCAAAACCAGGCUUCACCGACAUCAACAGAAACAGUGCUACUCCAAUGGACUCUAAAUUCUACUUUGAGCAGAAUGGGGACAAGUCUGGUCGUCUGGUGAUUGACGAGAGUCAGGACGAGGAUUCGAACUGUUCCAGUGACAGCUGUAGUGACAGUGAGCAGUACCGCCACGCCACCCUGAACCUCGCCACCCUCGCGGAGGUCAGCCUGUCCCAGAGAGCCGCCCUGAUGGAGAGCUCCCUCAAGUCCAAACGCCUGCGGAAGAAGAGCUGGCGGCAGGUACACAGCUAUAUGGAGUCGGAGGAGGCCCAGAUGGACCUGGAUGACUCCCUGUUAGAUGAGGACCACCCCCUCAGGAAGAAGCGCCGGAGCUGGAAGGGCCACAAGAUCGACGCCGAGGAGGGGAUGUACGCCUGUGACCAGUGUGCUAAAGUCUUCUCUAAGCAGAGCUCCCUAGCCAGACACAAGUACGAACACUCAGGUGCCCGACCUUUCACCUGCGAGAUCUGUGGCAAGGCCUUCAAACACAAGCACCACCUGACCGAGCACCGCCGGCUCCACUCCGGGGAGAAACCGUUCGAGUGUAAGAAGUGUGGCAAGAGAUUCAGUCACUCCGGGUCCUACAGCCAACACAUGAACCACCGCUACAAGUACUGCAAACCGCUACGGGAAGACGGCUACUCCUCAUCGUAAAUCUCAGACACCACAAGUCCUAUAGCCAGCACAUCAACCACCACUACAACUACCGCAAGCCACCACAAGACUACUGCUGCUCUUCAGCUUAAAGCUUCACAAGGACUAUAAACACUAAAUAACUUGCUGAUGGUGUCCUUUGUAAAGUCAAAGCCGUGGCUUCUUCAGAGUCAUUUAGUUUCUUAUUAAGUUAACUGGGAGUUAUUUCCCUCUAAUUGCAGUCCACUCUGUGAUCAAAGAUUUUAACUGAAAGAUUUUGCUGCUAUAUUGCAAGUAAUUUUGCUAUGUUGUUAAGUGUUUACGAUUGUGACUAUUUCCACAUUGCUGAGAUAUUAGGUCUGAUGUUUUCUAGCUUGGUUGAAUUUGAUGUUUCCAUUCCACCUUGUUCGUUUAUUUGGCUCUUGGCAUUCCAGUGAAGUGGAACUGCACUACAUUCCUGAUUCCAUUAUAAGCCAUCUAGGUACUGAAAUUCACAAAUAGUUCAUCAAAAAUUGACAUCAUUCAUUUCUCAUCUGUAGUAUUGUAUAGUCUUCUAAGCUAGUCAUGUGAAACCAUUUCAUUUUGAGGUAUAUGAACUAAAUGCUUGUCCACAUUUUACACUACUACUAUGGUGUACGUAUAUUGUUCUUGCAAUCUUUCUUCUCCAUGACACAGCAUUUGAAUGGUGUAUGUAUAUUUUGUAUGUGAUCAUGUUUUAUACUGACUUUUAUUUUUCGUACAAGAUUUUUAUUUCUCUGAAGAGAUAGAGGGGACCAAAUGUUUGAGUAAUCUGUAUAUAUCUGAAACAAGGCAUGUAAGAAGAAUUUAAAUUGUGUUUCCAUGGUGACAAUGUUUAGUCCACCAAUCAGAUUACCUGAUACAAAUACUCAUGUUGUUACUGCUGUUGUGUUAGCUAGUCCCCUGUGUGUUGUGAUAGUUCCUAGUCCCAGAAUCCAUGUGGUAUGUUUUGAAUUAUCUAUUUCUGCAGAAAUAGAGCUGUUAUUACAGAUGUUAAGAUGUUAUUAUGCAUCUCUGUUAUCUGCAUCAAGAUCAAAGAGUGUUUUUUUUUUAAUAUUAUUGAUUUAGUAUCUAUUGAAGGAAAUGAAAUACUAUUUAUUUAUUAUGUUUUGUACUGGAUUAAGUUAACAGAAUAAUAUAAUUUAUUUUUUCUAAGUCUCUGUAGAUGCACAAGGCUGUGCUAGAAUACAGAAUGUUUCAAUACUUAUAGUGCUUCCUUUAACAUCGACUCACUUGCUUAAGGGUUAGACAGUAUAACAAUUGUAGGAGAUUAAUUUUUUUUCCAUUGAUAUUUUUUUCAGUUUCCAAAUGCAUUAGUUUUCCUCCACUUUAUGCAGUGGCACACCAAGUGUAUGACAUAUGGAAACAAGUAUAAAAUCUUUGUUGGACAUUUAUUUUCAGUCCAUUCAUUGAAAUCCAUACAGAUUUUUUGUGUGUAUAGUUAAGUUAUCAGGUACUAUUUAUAGUAGAUAGUAGAAAUGAUUGUUACUAACAUAUUUGUUAAGUGAUCUAAGAUUGGAUCUUCCAAUACAAUUCACUAUCAGUAUUUAAUGCUCUUCCAGUUUGAGGCCAUACAUGUUUUACCAUAAAGUAUUAAUGUCAUGUUAAACCAAUCAUCAUCGCUGAAUGCGUGAGAGAGAAUGUGUUUUUGAAGUAUGUUAAUUAAUUUUAUCUAAAGAUUUAGGCUUUUGUUACACCUUUAUACUUGAAUUAGAUCUAAAAUUUAUCUUUGGUAUAUUCUAAGUUUAAUGAUGAGUUAGAUCUGAAUUUGAUCUGAAAGUUAUCUUUAGUAAAUUCUUAGUUUAAUGAUUGAAUUCAGUAGCCUGAAAACUAGCAGGAAAUUCCAUCAAAUCAAACAGUUCACAAAAUAGAUAAACAAAAUCCUGAGAGGAAAAUGAAAUUGCAAUCUUAAUUUUUAUCAUGUGCCAAAUAUUUCAUCCUGCAUUUUGUGCCAAAUUCCAGUAAUUUAGGUCAUUAGAUCUAGACAUCGUGAAUUCUCCGCUGCCAAAGACCCGAAACUUUGUGUUCUCUGAUUUCCACAGACAAUCAUAUUAGUUGUCAUUUGUUUACUUUCUUUUUUAACCUUUUAUUGUGUUAACCUUUUGGGGCUGAUUUUAAUUUAUUUUUUUUUAAUUAUUGAAAUUGAUCAAAAUAUAUUUUUAGCUUUUCUUUUUUAUUGAGGAGAGAUGAUUACAUGUGUUUAUUGAAAGGCGGGAUAAAAGCAAUAGAGUGUACAGUAUUAGUCGUUGUAAUGUAGCACAGUGUCUCUAGUUCAAUCUCAUUCUAUGUGUAGCUAUAAAUUGAUAUUUUUCCUUAUUGAACUAAGGGAAAAUGAUUAUUUUUACUUUGUAAAAUUAACAGGUCAGUGAAAAGGGUGAAAAAAUGUGAUGUGUACAUUUGUAUGAUAGUGUUGAUGUUAAGAUUGUAUGUCUGUCUGUAUCUGAUGUAGAGGGUGUUAAUCACCUGUCUGUGUGUCUGUGAGUGUGUGUGCGUGUGUCGGGCUUGGCUCUCUUACCCUCAGCAUGCCGACAUCUUGCCAGUACAGUAUUAAUUCCUCCUGUGUCUUCCUUGUGCCAGCAAUAUAUCGUGCACUGCACUACGCAAAUACGAUUUAUUUACUCCGUGUAAAAAGUCCCCAGUCCUAGUCAAUCUUUUUUUUUGAUGAAUAGCAAUAUUUUUUAUCUACUGAAUGUAUCAGUAGUUAUGUAGUCCCACCAUUGAAAAAAUUUUACUAUUUAAUUGCCUAUUGAACCACAGUUAAUUUUAUUUAGUCGUGCAUUAAAACAUUAUUAAAAUGUUCAUAGUUGUUUUAACCAUGUUAUGAUUUAGGAAAUACUCAUAUUUCUAUUCCAAAUGGAAUUUUGUUAUUGGUGUUUUGACAAAAAUACUCAAUAUUUCACCAGAAACAAAAGCCCUUGAAUGUUUACUCAAAGAUAGCUUACUUCCCUAGUGCCAAACUGGGUCCACAGCUGCCAAUACCCACCAGUAUUUAUAGAUUAGCCUGCUGACUUUUGUUUUUAUGUAUAGCACAGCUAUUGUAUCUUGCCAUUAGCAGCUGAGCUAGAAAUCAAAAUUAUGUACAUAGAAUUUAGUCCCCUUGUCUGAUGUAAUAUAAUUUCUAGUGUGUCCUGCUGUUUGAUUGGAUAAUUUGAAGUGUGCUAUGAUGUUUGAUUGGUUGAUUAUUGAGAUGAUGAUUGGUUUAUACAUGGAAUUAUUCACCUGACCUCAGUAUUACUGUAACUUGCCACACAAUGGAUUGUUCAUACUUUUUUUCUGAUUUUUAACAUUUGAUGAUAUUAUUAGUAUUGACAUAAGACUGGGGGGAAAAUAUUUUUGGCAAAGGCUGCAUUUUCUUCACCUGAUGAGCUCUUCCUAACUUGAAAACUAGCAAUGGCAUUUUCUUAUAUACAUGUGUGUGUUAUUAAAGUUUAAUAUUGUCAACAUUUAUAUUUAAAACCUAGAUGUUUUGUUCAUAAUAAUGAUGCAAUGCUUGUCAGAAGAUAGCUGUACAUGUUUUAUGUUGUAAUUACAUAUAUAAAUUGCAUGAGAUGUAAAUAUCUGUGUCAUUAUUUACUUAAGCGUCAUUGUCUUCUUAUUUUUAAAAUUGAUUUAUUGCAUGUUUUACUAUAGAUUUAUUCUUAAUGUGUAUAGUUUAUUGUGAAAUAAACAAAGGGAGUUAACUCUAGUCAUAAGAUGUAUAAAUAAUGCCAGCAAUAUUGAAUAUUCAAACACUAAAGUGUAAUGCUUGCCUGUUUGAGAUGUGUCAUAAUUAUAUUUAUUUUAAUAUGUGCUUUUUAUGAUGAAACUUUUUUUUUAAUGGUUUUAUGUUCAGACAUUGCAAGAGAUUGUUUCUAGUUCAAAAUCAUCUUUCAGACUGUUUUCUCUUUACAUUCCAAUUUACACUUCAGUUUUAUUUUUAUCUAGAAAUAAAUUUUCCCCACUAAACUGCAAAGAUUUCCUUUUCCAGAUUCAGCCAUUAAUUACUUUUUAAUAGUUAUGGAUAUGAAAUCCAGAAUAUAUUUCUAGUCGUGAAUUUGCAUAAUAGACUGUAAUGCUAGAGAAGUGCCGCCCCUGUGUGUGGCCUCUUCUAGAGAAGUGCCCUGUCUGUGGCCUCUUCUUCUGUAAGAUUAGAUCAAUGUAUUGCCAUGUUCUAUGUAUCAUCAAUUCCAGUGUUCUAUGUAACCAAUAGUCAUACAAUAAAAAACAUUCAAACUGCA